AUGUCUAGCCCCAUUUCCGCAGUCAUUUGGAUCACCGAAGAUUUGUUGCCCGGCCUCAUCAAACAAAUCAAACAAGCCAAAUUCCCCUCUCGGCUCGUGCUUCACCUCGUUCUCGCCUACGGAAAUGACUAUCCAAUCAACUAUCUUCGCAAUUUAGCGAUCGACGCAGUCGCUACGAGCCACUUCUUCGUUGCCGAUAUGGAUGUCUGGCCGGUCGGUAUUUCCCCGUUUCCCCUUUUCUCUGACUUUGUAGGUGACGUUUACAAUCAGGCCAUUUCCAUUCUAAACAUGCAGCCUGACCCUAAUUAUUCGGGCCCUAUUAAUUUUAAUCCGGCCAUGGUGGGGUCGGUGGCCAAUCGGAACACAACGGCGAUUAUUGUUCCGGUCUACGAGUACAUGCGCGCGUGCAACAAAUUCGCGACGUGUCCGACGAUGCGUGAAAACGAGAUCCCCGCGACAAAGAAGGCGCUGCGACGGUGUUUGGAGACGUCGACGUGUCGGCAAUUCCGACAGGGGCAGGAUUUGCACAAUUACUACUUCGAUGAGUGGCUGGAUUCGAACUACACGCAGCCGUUGACGCUGGUGAAGUGUUUCGUGAAGGACAAGCAGGAGCCGUACGUGAUUCUGAAGAAGACGGAGGGGAUGCCGCGGUUUGACGAGCGGUUUGUGAACUAUGGGUACAACAAAGUGGAGUUUUUGACGGAGCUGCGGUACUCGGGAUGGAGGUUUUAUGUGCUGGGAACGGCGUUUGGGAUCGACGUGCCGCAUCCGCGGUCGAAGUACCAGCAGAAAUUCGUGACGUGUUCUCGCAGUUUUUCAAUGAGUUGGUGA
Molecule: messenger RNA, 831 nt
Organism: Blastocystis hominis
Lineage: Eukaryota; Bigyra; Opalinata; Blastocystidae
Exons: 4
Coding region: 1-831 (276 amino acids)
Biological process (GO): protein O-linked glycosylation via mannose
Molecular function (GO): xylosyltransferase activity; glucuronosyltransferase activity
Source: RefSeq, a predicted model, not a curated record